This is a messenger RNA of Macadamia integrifolia, 3585 nucleotides long. RefSeq names its product transcription factor bHLH18-like. The transcript is spliced from 7 exons. Gene Ontology annotation, molecular function: protein dimerization activity. The coding region runs from base 2126 to 3382 and encodes 418 amino acids. The record is from RefSeq and is a predicted model, not a curated record. NCBI's taxonomy places the organism in Eukaryota, Viridiplantae, Streptophyta, Magnoliopsida, Proteales, Proteaceae.
ACAUAAUUCCCAAUUCGUCAUAACCAUCUGAACAACCCAUUAAUCAUUUGUGGUGGCUUGAAAAAACUGGAUCCAUUAUAUUACAAUUUAGAUGAGAAUCUUAGCAGAGCACAUUUUUAUCCCAAUAGUUCUAUAUGAUACAAUUGGUCCCAAAAGUUUAAACAUUUAUCAAUUGACUACUUUUGCAACCCCUCUCCCGGCCCUUUUUGUAUUUAUCACAUGCCUUCCUAAGCACAUGCAGGACCAAUAAAAUUUGCGCUUACAAAUCCCUUUGGUGGACUCUCCUCAAAUGUGCGGUUGCUGUGACAACAAUUAUGCAUCGUAUACUCCCUCUGGUGCGUGUUCCUGCACGGCUAUUGCUCAAUGGAGUUCCUCAAAUAGUGCGUCUACAUUGUUUGAUUUAUUUCCUGAAAGAAAUUGUGGGUUCGACAUUGAGUCUUUAAUUUGCAGUUCCACUAAGCAUGAGCAUGACCAGGAAGCGUGUUAUAUUGUUGUAAGCGAACUCGCUAGAAUUGGCCAUGUUCGUGAGGAGUUGAGUUUGUUUUGCCGCUUGAAUAGCUUCGGACUGUAACCCACAAGAUUCACCCACCCAAUGAAGCGUUCUUGAUUCAAAUAGGAUUGGAAGAAAAUCUCUUUGUAAAUGGUGCACUUGUUGAUUAGUAUUCAUAGUGUGGGGCAUAACAGGUUGAGGCAAGAAAAGUUGAUGGCAUGAGAAAUAAAGAUCAUGUAGCAUGGACCUUGUUCAUAUCUGGAUGUUGGCAGUUUUCACAAGGUCCAGUUGUCCACUUUAAUUAUCAUAGACACCGCUAUCUAUGUCUUGGAUUUAUUAGAUCUAAUAAAUCCAUAUAAAAGCCAUAUUCUUGCAUAUAGAGGCUCCAUCAUUCAUGCACUCUGGGUGGAAUAGGGAAGAUGUGCCAGGUUCGUGUUUACAGUUUGGUUCAUCAUCAGUUAUUCUCAUGGCUUCAGGUACAUAACAAUUUAAUUUAUUUCUCAAUUUGUGUUGCUUAAUUUUGCAGUGAUCCUGCGGUUUCUAGUCUAACAUAUGGAAUCAAACCAUAGGCCCAAGAUUUUGAAGCACGAUUAUAGUUAUGUAAUGUUUGUUACAGUUUUGGACCUUUUCUUCUACGUUUAAAAUGUUUUGAUUUUCUUGUGUAAUAUUUUAAUUAUUUGAAAAAGCAUGAAUAGGUUAAUCAUCAAUAGUCGGAUUGAGCCUGUGUUUAUUGGAAAACAGCAAUAUCCGCUUGAGUACAUUCUAUUUAAUUUUUAAUGUUGAUACAUGGCACUUGUAUUUUUUGGUUAUCUUGAUGUUUUGGAUAAUCUGUUUGAUUCCUACCAUGGUGAUUUAUAUUCCAUAUCAUGUAAUCCUUUUGUUUUGUUUAAUUUUCUCUGACAACAUCAUAAUGAUAUUAUUCUAUAUCACAUUGUCUUGUUUGUUGUAUCAGAAUUUCAGGUUAGUUGGUAUUGACUUUCUAAAUGAUUUUGGUGGAAAAUUAAUUUUGGAGUAGCUGUCUAUUUGUCCUGAUCAUUUACUGUGGUUUCAUUAACUCGUCGAUUUUUGUCAGUUCAGAUCUUGUUUUCAUUCAAUUUCAAUGUUUAUUCAGUUUCUCAUUCUACUGUCUCCCAUAUUGUUUGGAUCUUCUUCUCUUUUGGGUCUUCGGGUUAACUUACCAUUUUCAUGGAAGGGAUAUUGGGGGAAUUUUUUUUGUAAAUCAGGCAUAGAAAAGCAAUUUUGAGUGUUUUGUUUCCUCAUCUCCCUCUCCUUGGAUCAUUAACUUUCGUGCUUCCUCACACGACUGGUAGGCCGAAUGUGUUUCCUUCUUUUCAUUCCAAUUGUCCAGCUUAAGUUAUUCUUGCGGAUGAUUUUCUUACUCAUGUUUUUGGUCAUGGUGCCAUUCCCCUUUCUUCUUCCCUAUCAUUAUUUGCAGUGCUUCUUGUUCCCCAAUUACCAAAUAUUCUUUUGUUCGUCAACUUACAAAUAAUCUUAACUGUUCUAUCACCUUUUAUGCCUCCUGUUAUGUAUUUCAGGACCUUACGACAACAAUGCUGAUUGGUGGAGGGUAUGAGAAGGAGGGCUUGUACUACCUUGAUGUUGCUACUUAAUCUAUGACUGCAUCCAUUACUUCUGAUGUUGAUGUUACAUAAAAACUUGCAAGUGGCACACGAUAUAGCAAAGGGACAAAGAGGGCCGACUGUUAAGCCAAUCAAGAUGCAGAUCCUUCAGCCUCUACCAUUAUUCUGUGACAUAUAUAAUCAAGGAUCAUCCACUAGUCUUGAUCAAGAAAUUAAGAACUUCUCAUUAAUAAUGGAAAUGUCAUCUUUCCGGUGGUUAUCUGACCUGGGAAUGGAAGAUCCAGCCUUCAUCCAUCAAUGUCAGAUGAACUCCUUUGAUGAGUUAACAUCUCAACACAUGGUAGCUGCAUUUGGAGAUGACUUCCACAGCUCUUUCUCUUCUGAGAGUUACUCAUCAUACCCAACCUUGAACCAUAAUAGCAGUGGAACCACCUUCAGUGGCUCAUCUAUGGAGGCUUCUCAGACCUGUGUGGAGAGAGAGGAGAGACCCAUGAAGCAACUCAAGACUAACAACAGCUGGAACUCUUGCACCACCACCACUACCCCGGAAGCUUCUUCCUCUCCUCCAAACAUUCUUUCUUUUGGUGGUGAUCAAGCUCAGCAACUAUAUGGGAAUAUAAUGGGUACUGUGAAACCCAAAGAUGAAGCCAGGAUCUUCUCUUCUUCAGAUGUCUUGAUUUCUCAAGGAUCAUACAGGAAUAACCAGAACAAUGGACCCAAAGCAAGCCAAGGGAAUAAGAGGGGUCCACCUUCCACCAAGCCUAAUUCUCAUUCACAAGACCACAUUAUAGCAGAAAGGAAGAGAAGAGAGAAGCUUAGCCAGCGAUUCAUUGCUCUCUCAGCCAUUGUUCCAGGCCUCAAGAAGAUGGACAAGGCUUCUGUUCUUGGAGAUGCUAUAAAGUAUUUGAAACAACUGCAAGAGAGAGUGAAGACACUGGAGGAACAGGCUAUGAAGAAAAAAACCAUGGAAUCAGUAGUAGUGGUCAAGAAAUCACAGAUAUCAUCCGACGACGAAAGCUCUUCCUCAGGAGAGAACUUCACAAACAACCCACUCCCUGAAAUCGAAGCAAGGGUCUCAGACAAGAAUGUCUUAAUAAGGAUCCAUUGUGAGAAAAGGAAAGGAAUUGUAGUGAAAACCCUAGCAGAGAUGGAAAAGCUCCACCUUUGUGUCAUCAAUAGCAGUGCCAUUCCUUUUGGUGAAUCCAUUCUCGACAUAACUGUUGUUGCUAAGAUGGAGGAGGAUUUCUCCAUGAAAGUGAAGGAUCUAGUGAGGCAUCUAUGCUCAGCAUUUCGACAGUUCAUGUUAGAGUGAUGAGAAGAAAAGAGCCAAGUCAGUUCAGUUCAGUUCAGUUCAGUUCAGUUCAGUUCCUAUAGAUUGAAAUAAAGAAAGACCAUAGAAGAGUAUCCAUAUUUGUAUCAUCUAAUAGGGAAAUAAAGAAAGCCAUUUUUAUAGAGUUAAAAACCAUAGAAGAGUAUCCAUAUUUGUAUCAUCUAAUAGGGAAUUAUCAUCUUCUU